AGUUUUUUUUAAGUUAUACCUCAAAUUUUACAAUAGUUUUCUUUAAAAUAAAAAAAGAUUAACAUAUUACAGUUUAAAAAAAAUGAUUGUUUCUCCGGAGAGUACACAACAAAGUGACGAAGAAAGUACUAGCUCUAGAGGUACGAAAAGAAAAUUUAGUCGUACCAGACGUGAUCGUUCAAUUCGCAGUAUUGAACUAAUUCGUUUCUGCAAUGAAACUGCUGAAAACAUACGUGUGAAAACGUUAGAGAGCACUGAAACACCCUGUGUUACGAGUGAACUUAGUUUCAGUUUUAAAAAUAAUGUUAAAUGUACUUUUGGAAUAACUCACAGAGGAAGACGUACCUUUGAAACCUAUUAUUAUGACGAUGCAUUGAAAUUUAAAAGUACAUGUUCAAUUGAGAAACUUGCUGAAAGAGGUAAUGCUUUAUGGAUUCCAGAUAUGCACGAAAAUCUUCCUGAGUAUCUUUUGGCUGCUAGUGAUAAUUUAUAUUUAUAUGAAAAUAUCGAUUCUAUUUUAAUUCCUAGAGGAUAUUUUCGAAACGAUUACAACUACAAUUUACAAUAA
Messenger RNA from Centruroides sculpturatus (bark scorpion), 568 nucleotides. RefSeq lists its product as uncharacterized. The record is from RefSeq and is a predicted model, not a curated record. Bases 83 to 568 code for a protein of 161 amino acids. The transcript is spliced from 3 exons. NCBI's taxonomy places the organism in Eukaryota, Metazoa, Arthropoda, Arachnida, Scorpiones, Buthidae.